This is a messenger RNA of Hydractinia symbiolongicarpus, 2632 nucleotides long. Its product is annotated as flap endonuclease GEN homolog 1-like. The record is from RefSeq and is a predicted model, not a curated record. Gene Ontology annotation, molecular function: four-way junction DNA binding; 5'-flap endonuclease activity. NCBI's taxonomy places the organism in Eukaryota, Metazoa, Cnidaria, Hydrozoa, Anthoathecata, Hydractiniidae. Bases 182 to 2377 code for a protein of 731 amino acids. The transcript has 9 exons.
UUGUUAUUGUGAUUGAUGUCAUUGUUAAGAUAUAUUUGAUAUAUUUUAACAAAGGGCAUAUAAAAGCCAUGUAUACUGAUGGAGUUAAUCUAUAAUGUGUUUAGUUUUCCUUUUACAAUAAAAAUAAAUAAUACCUUUCUGAGAUUUUAGUGAAGCUGAUUGCAUUAAUUUACCAUUCAAAAUGGGUGUCAAACAUUUAUGGGACAUCAUAGAUGAAGCAAAGUCUCGCGAAACUUUAGAUUGUCUGCGUGGUAAAGUAUUAUGUGUGGACCUUAGUAUCUGGAUUGUUGAAGCUAUCAAAACAUUGCAAUUCAAGAGUUCUAUAUUGAAGCCACACCUCCGCAAUAUGUUUUUCAGAAUACUUUGUUUGCGAAGAUUGGGUGUAAAAUUGUUAUUUGUUACCGAAGGAGAUGCACCUGAAUUGAAACAAGAAACCAUGAAAAGGAGAAAUGAAAUCCGUUAUGGUGUUAAAUCGACUACAAAGUCUAAAGUAGGUCGUUCUCGAUUUCAGAGAACAAUAAAUGAGUGCUGUCGUUUAUUGGAUAUACUGGGCAUUCCUUAUGUGCGAGCUGCUGGUGAAGCAGAAGCAAUGUGUGCUGUAUUGAAUAAACAUGGACUUGUAGAUGGGUGUUUUACAAAUGAUGGUGAUUUCUUUUUAUAUGGUGGACAAGUGGUUUAUCGUGAUUUGGGUAUAGAUCCAAAAGACCCCCAUGUUUUAAAAUACACUCUCAAAGCAAUUAAAUCUCGCACACGUUUAAGUCAAAACGACAUGAUUGGAUUGGCUUUGAUUAAUGGUUGUGAUUAUACGAAAGGUAUAGCUGGUGUUGGAAAAAUAACUAUUACAAAGUUUCUUGAAGAAAAGUCUUUCUCAGAUGAUUUAAUUCAAAGAUUUAGGAAUUGGUAUAGAAAUGACUUCUUUCAAGAAGCUAAAGAUGUUGGAAGAAAUGAGCUUGUAAUUGCAAGAAAAGCUCUGAAAACAGAGAAUUUCUUCAAUCAAAAGAUCAUUGAUGAAUACUUAAUAGAAAAAGACGCUUUGGACGGUGUCAAAAAGAAAUUGAGAUGGAAGUACCCUGAUAUAAAAUCCCUUCAGCAAUUUUUAUUGGACAAUUUGGAAUGGCCAUUUGAAUAUACCCUGCCCAAGGCAUUACAACUUGCAACAAGUACGUAUUUAGAGAAACUUGCUGAUUCAACUUUUUUUGAUGUACCUAUAUCUCCUUCACAUGUGAUGAAGACAAGAUGUCAACAAGGUGUUUCUCUUGUUGAAAUCGAAUGGAAGAUGGAUGUAAACGAAAAUCUGACGUACAGCAAAAAGUGGGAGAAUUGUCCAGAAUCCUUUGUUACCUUGGAAAAUCAACAGGUAGUGGUGAAAAUGUUACCUGGUAUGGUGGAAGAUUACGUUGAAAAGAAAAAGGAAAAAGGUACAAAAAAGACGAGGAAAGACAAAACUGGUAAACCCACUAAGAAUUCAGACAAACGAGACCAGGAAAUAUUAUCUGAAGAAGCGAGACGUUCGGACGAUGUAGAUGAACUGUGUGAUCGAUUGAAAACCCUAGCACCACACGAAGUCUGUAAAGACGUUUCACUUGAAUGCAGUUGUAGUGACGAUUCUGAGAGUGAUGUGGUCUUGCCGUUAAGUGAAAGACUUUCUAAGAAAGCUGUUUCAGACGUAACGAGCAAAACGAUAAAGAAACGUGAACCGAAAAAAAUUCAAGCAGGUGGAUACGUCAGAAACUUACGAGAGGGUGUUACUGAAAAUAUUUGUGAAAAUAAGGUAAACAUAGAAAGUCUUGGAAGAGAUGAAAUUGGUUUAAAGCAAAGCUUAAAACCUCGAAAAGAAGAUAAAGACGUUUUUAAUAAAGAAUUAACCACGAGAGAGUGCGUCACAAAAUGUAUAAUACAACCCGCUGAGGAGAACAGUCCGAGCCAAGUUAAAAAACAUACCAAUGAACACAAUUCAAUCAUUGCGAAUUUGGCAGCACUUCAUAUCAAGGAAACGCCGACAAAAGUAAAUAAAAACGGAACGCUACUUAAAAUGCUGUCGACUCCUUUAUGCUUUGACGUGGACACACCUCCCGUCGAAAGUACGCCGUGCGCAAACUUAUUACAAUCUAGCGUAAGUGUGAAAAAGAAAAUCUUGUCUGCGUUUAAAGAUAUUACGAACUUCUCAGAGCUUGGUGAUUCGAUUUUAUGUGAUUCACUCGAACUGUGCGUGAAUGACGAAACAUCGAGUAUUGAAACGUUUAAACAGAACCAGCCAAUAGAGAGUGGUUUGGUACAUGAAAGUUUUGUUUGUGGCGAAGUCGAUGACUCGCCUGAAAAUAGUCCAAUGUGUUUAGCUGAUAGGUUGAAGUUGAAGCAAGCUUUUGUACGCAGCUAGGUUACCAUUGAUUACGAUAUUGAAAAGCUUAACUCGGUUCAAUUCACAUUUUUGAAUUCACAACAAGUGGAGCCAUCAGCGAUUUUAGUGAUUUUAUCACUAUCAGCGAUUUUAGUGAUUUUAGUGAUAAAAUCAGUGAAGUCUAGGCAAAAUUUAAGUAUCUCUCAUACACUUCCUUGGUUUGAUUUCAGGAAUUAAAACUAUUUAUGUUUUUAUAUGCUCAUAUUUUAGGAAUAAAUCAGAACAGAACUCUAA